GAGCCAUCUGAAACGCGUGUUACUAGGGCUGAAGUAAAUCUUCACGUUUUAACUAAAAUGGCAACCAAUGAAGAAUGUAUCCUGCCAUUAUUGACAAACUUCCAGUUGCACCUUCCUGCUGUGAUUGAGCUAACUGAUCAUGUUAAUGGCCAACGGUUGCAUAAGCCAGUAGCUGCCUUUCUAGAGCAACUUCUUCAGACCACAAUGCAAAAUCUGCUGUCAACUGGUGAUCUGAAAGCACUUUGUUUAUUACUACGAGUGGCUGUCGGCUGCUUGAAGGGUGGACAGUUCUUACAGUACUCUGGAUUGCUACUCAUAAACAAGGUAAUCGACACCUGUAUUAUACGCACUCUCCCCCUUGAAGAUAGCCCGAUGGCACAACCUCUUGCUUCCUCUUCGGAUUCCUGUUCCUCAAAAGAUGAGCCUCGUGUUGAUGGACUGUCCAAUAUUUUUUCUGGCACCUGUGUUCAGCUCCUGUUGAAUGCACUAAAUAAUGGAAUCACACUACACAAGCGAGGUGUCGUCGCACGCCUGCAUUGCACUCCCAGCCACAGAUGGCGCCAAUGCAGCUACCACUGCCUGCAAAUCCUAAGCGGACGAGCCUUAUUAUAUUGCUGCCAUCUGGAGAUAGUUCAAAAGAAGCUCAUGGAAGAUGGUCACCUCAAGAUCUUAGUUGCUGCUUUAGAUUCCACCCAUGAUCCCCAACUUCUGUGCCUUGUGCUGCAAGCUGUUUCCAUCCUAUCGAUGACUCCGGCAUAUCACAGGCAACUGUCGGAUUCCGGUUUGACGGACAAUCUUACACAACUGGUGCUACCUUCGGAUGAGUGGUACUACACUAAUCAUUCUACACAGUAUGCCCGUUACGUGAAGCACCACGCAGCAAGGGUCCUGGUUUACUUGGGACAAGAUCUACACGUGAAAAUUGAUCUCUUUGACAAACUUGAUGAUGGGGAAGUCUCGAGCGACUCACCAGAAGAUGAGUACAUCCGGAAGACAUCCCUGCCGCCUUCCCAGCGCGCUUCGGCCUCCCUUGAGUAUAUAAUACUCCUCAUGUUGAAGGAUAUCCAGAGGAGGAUUCGCACAGGAGGCCCUUGGGAGAACAUCCAGCGAGAGGAGAGCUUCUCAUUUUACCUGACGGCACUGCCACUGAUCGUGCACCCUCUUAUUGUUUUCCGCCUCCUCAAGCAUCGAUUGCUGAUGUCACUCAACAAAGGUUCAGGCGAGAAUCGGAGCCGUGCUUCAUCCGCGGGAAACGAAGAAACCUUACGGCUCCGUAGACAGAACGAUUCCUCUCCGAAUUUAUGCACAGGACGAUCUUUGAGGGGUCUGUCCUUCUUGCCCCUUCUAGAGACUCCAACUACACAAAGCUCAAUGGACUGUUCUGCCAGCCCAUCGCCCUCCUCCAAAAGCAAAAGAACGUUUCGUUUUUCCAGCUUGCGGAGGAAAAAAACAAAGACGAGUACUGAGAAUACAUUCAACUCCUCACACAGCGACACCAGUGAAGCUGAUAUUGUUGCUUUCCAAAGAGAACUCCAAAACCUUCCUACCCACCACAUCAAGGCUGAAGAACCUCGUCCACGAUCAUGCUCUGUUCCUCGGGUGACACUUGACAGUUCAUCACUGACUAGGAGCGCCACUACAGAAGGUACUUAUUGCCCGGUGGAUUUUCCUUUACCAGACCUGAUGUCUCGUGGCAGGACUGAAAUCCCUGUAGAAGAAAAAGCCGCCUUUCAGCUACUAUUGGAAUGGGGCAAAGUUUGCCCACAAGACUUGCUACUGGAUGUUGGAAGUGAGUUCGAGGAAUUCCUAGCUGCUCUUUGUCCUCUUGGAGAUCAGUAUCGCAAGUGGGCCAGUGACAUACGCAGUGUUUACGAGAUUCAGGAAGAUGAAACGAAUGAAGAGGAAAAACAAGCUGAAGUCAUACGCCGCGAUUAUGAAAAAUUGCAGCGACUAGUGGUGAGUGGCGAUCUACCAUGUUCCAAGGAAGAAGCUGCUCUUCUCGCUGGUAUCCAGUUGAGAAUCGAGGAGACUUGGCCUUCUGCCAGCAAAGAGACAGACAAGAGGAUCAAACUUCGGCCGAUAUCCGAAGAUACAAAGGAAAGUGCAGCGGAAAGUCCGGACGAGCGUAUAAGUUUCAAUUCUGCUGUGUCCAAAAGCACGGCAAUUAUUCGCAACUGGAUGAGCUCCAACGACAACAAAGACGACUCGGCUCUCGAUGAUUGCGUCGCCCCCAUGUAUCGCACAGCGAAGAAUAUGAGCAAAGCUAUCAAGGAACAAAAAAGGAAGCUUUUCCACUCUCUGGUUUACGAAAACGAACUGCAUCUGAAGAAGUUGUACAUCCAAAACUGCAAGCGUUUACCUGCUUAUGGAUGCCGGGUAUAUCAAGUCAAAGAGAGAACUAAGAAAAAGGUGAACAGACUACUAGGUAUUGGCUUGGAGAAAUUAGUUUUGCUGGACAGUAAAAGUCUUCUGCUAAACAAGAGUCAAUUAACUUCUGAUUUAGAACAAUGGCGAACUGGGGGUGGUCGAUCUCAUGAUCAGAUCGUGUUGGAAUUCCGUGCUACUAAAUGGUCUUUCAUAGCUACUUCACCUGGAGCUCUACGAUCCAUUAGCACAGAGCUCUGGGAAGUAAUGCAGGACUUGGAUGCGCACUUCCUGGAAGAUCAUGUCAUUGCGACGAAGGAAGACAUCGAUAACGAAAUCCGAAAAUCUCUGAGUGAAAGGCAGGGCUUGGAACGAUAUACUGUUUACAAACAAGAACUGGAAUCCCUGCAAACCCUUCUUCACUUUCCUGAAGUAGUUGCGCUUCUGUUAACUGAAGUCGAAUAUGAUCUCUUCUAUAAAGUGGCUCCAAUCCAUUAUGUUCGCCAGAUUACCUUGAAUCUUAGUCAUGACCCUGGUGGUAACAAUACCGUAAAACGACUCGUCAAAAGAUUCCAAGAGGUAAGUUCUUGGAUCACUCAUAUUAUCAUUUCUCAACCGACACACGAAGAUCGAAAAGCUGUACUUUCAUGCAUUUUAAGGAUCGCAACAACAUGUUGGAAUCUAGCUAAUUUCAAUACGGCUAUGGAGAUCUUGGCUGGUCUCAAGUCAGAGAAACUGAAACCUUUCUGGCUGUCUCUUCCUGAGAAGGAUCACAUCACCGCUUUGGAAAUGCUAAGCAAUGCGUUGCUGACUCCUCAAGUGUCACCUGAAUACCGAGCUGCUAUUGAUAAAGCUUUAUCAUCUCCAUACGUUCGAGUUAUUCCCUUUUUCGGCACAUUUCUUCGUGAGUUAAAGUCAAUCCUGAAAUCUAUCCCAAGUCUAGUUGUUCUGUCUACAGAAGAAAAUCCAAAAUUAGAGUUUAUCUCAGAUUAUCAUGGCGAAGACCACUUUUUCACAAGAAUAGGUGUGGGCGGAUUGAUCAACUUAGAAAAGAUUCGAAAAACUCAUGAAAUUCUGGAAGAAAUUGAAACUUUUCAUGAACAUGCUAAAGUAAGAAACGAAUUAAAGGAUUCCAAGAAAGAGGAUAAUCCUAAAAGAGGAAGGAGCAACGACGGAGAAGAAGAUGAGUCCCUGUAUGAAGUACGAAGUAAUUCAAAAGAUCCAUUUGUGAGCCUUUUCCCCAUCAGCUCAAAGUGUGAGACGUUUCAAGAAUUGCAGUUCCUUCACCACGGUAGCACUGUUAUACAUAUAGAUGAUGAUGGAUCUCGUUCAGCGCUGGUAUUCUUGAAACUCGAAAGAAAUAAUGGGACACUUACUUGGACAAAACCACCUUGGAGUGCACUAAAAGGAAAUGGAGCUCCAGACUAUAACCUAACUGUUUAUGAUCCUAUAUCUUCUGGUUUUCUUCUGAAAUAUGAAACUUCUGAUAUAUGUUACUGUAGUACUGAGGAAGGAUUUCUGGAUUUGUCAAACGUAAAGGAAGUGAGCAUGCUUAAUUGUGAUAUCUGUGAUGUAAGCGUUAACCAUCUCGCGAGACGCCAAGGUAUUCCAGAUUUCAUGGACAAAUCAUGUCUUCGAAUACUUUAUGGCAACACUUUAUCGGAUAAUCGAACUUUAGAAUUUGUUGCUCCUACAGUUGCUAUAAAGUUGUGGCACAAAGGCAUCCAGUAUGUCGUAGGUGAAUUGAAAAAACAGAAGAUGCUGAGUGACCACAGAAUUUUUUGGUUGAAAGAGAAAUAUGUGCACUUAUAUUUUGAAAACCUUGCUUGUGCUGGUCCAACGCCCGCAGAAGCCAUUAAGAUAUUUGGUGGGCGCAAAUGGACGUUGGAUUCUUUAGGGGGUAGCUCUUCCUCCAUGGAUACUUCUGGAUUCAAACGUGUUGCCAGUUUUGGAGUCAACUCAGGCAAGCUUAGGAAAAAGAAAUCGCAGACUUCACUUGCGGCCAUUCGAGACUGUAGUCCAAAAUCUCAGUCAAGCCUAGCUUCGGAAACGCUCGGCGAAUGUUCCAGAAUGAGUCCCUUACUCAGAUCGAAGCUAUCUCACUUAAAAUCCCGGGAUACUUCAGAUGAUUCUGAUGCCCCUUCACAAAACAUUCCGUCUAUCACGUUAAGCUCCAGUUACAGCAAAGAUAAAGGCCAUACAGGUGAUUCGCCUCCUUUAGCCUGUGGACCAGUCAUAACACAUUCCAGCCAAAUGGAUUUCAUUCAGUUUACUGAAUUAUUCAGAUCAUUUUUGGUUAGAUCAAGGAAAGAUCUACGCUGUCUGUUUGAACAAGUUGCGGUACCUUACAAGGGGUUGCCUGAAAAUUAUAAUUUCGAUCGCAGUGCUAGUUUAAAAGAACCAUAUGGUUCUUCAAAAAAAUUUCUAGGACUGCUGACUAGGAAUACACCUUCAGAUUACGUGGAUAGUAUCCAACGUAAAAGAAUUUAUGAUGCUAUUGCUGCAGCCAGUAUUGUAUCCAACUGCGCUGGUGUAGAUACAUCAAGAACGCUUGUGCUUCGACUUGAAGAUUUCCAGCGCUUUUUAAGUGACCAUCAAGGGGAGCCGAAAACAGAAGAAGAAGUGGCUGCUCUUAUACAACGCCAUGAGCCAGAUGCAGAGCUACGUAAUAAGUGCUGCUUAUCGUUUGAAGGAUUUGCAAGGUACCUCAUGGAUAAGUGUAAUUACGCAUUUCUUCCUGAAACCCUCAAUCCAGAAGAAGAUGCAAUGGAUCGCCCAUUGUCCCAUUACUACAUAGCUUCUUCUCAUAACACUUAUCUUACGGGCCAUCAGCUGAAAGGCGAAUCCUCCGUCGAACUCUACAGUCAGGUUCUGCUAACGGGAUGCCGGUGUGUAGAACUCGAUUGCUGGGAUGGAGACGAUGGAAUGCCCGUUAUUUAUCACGGUCAUACACUAACGACGAAAAUUCCCUUUAAGAGCGUUGUUGAUGCCAUAAAUAAAAGUGCUUUUGUGAAGUCACCGUAUCCGGUUAUUUUAUCCAUCGAAAACCAUUGUUGUCUCCAGCAGCAACAAAAAAUGGCGCAAAUUUUUACGAACGUAUUUGGAGACCGUUUGGUAUCGAGGUUUUUAUUUGAAUCUGACUAUGGGGAUGAGCCUCAACUACCUUCACCUAAUCAACUUCGCUAUAGAGUUUUGAUAAAAAAUAAAAAGAUGAGGGUUUCAAUUACUCCGGCACUUCCAACAAAGACAAGGGGUAAAUUGAAUAGCGGCCGUACAAACAGCAUCAUUUCUACUGCUAGUACUGGUUCUUUUAACGAUGAAGAAGAAGAUGGCGAGGGUUCGGACGAUGACGAAGAUGAUGAAUAUAUUUUGGACGAAAAUUUUCAGCAUGUAGAACAAGAUGACAGACACAGCUCAGGAACUGUCAGCAAAAGCGUAUCUCUCACAGCUCGCACUGAAUCUCUUUCUAGUCAAGACGAAUCCUAUCGAGAGAAAUCGGUCAUAUCAGCAAUUCCCGGCGUCCUUAUAGAACAUGACGUGCCUAACGAAGAUGAAAAAGCAAAGAAAUCCAGUAGUCAGAUCGCACCCGAGCUAUCCGAUUUAGUUGUUUAUUGCCAAGCUAUCAAAUUCCGUGGUUUCGUACAAGGAAAUAAUAGCCCUACGAACUCAGUAAAAGUUAAGAAGAUAAGCAGUCGUAGAAAUCAUCUUGCUUCUUCUGGGGCGACAUCUUUGCCAGGAACACCUCCUCUUUCAUAUGAAUCCAAAGGUGAGCCGUCAUUUUUGAGGAGGGCAGCAUCUUCGGCUCCAUGUUACAAAGUGUCGUCAGUAAAUGAAACCACUGCAAAGAAGCUGUGCAAGAGGCAUCCGUUGGCUUUGAUGUCUCAUUGUGAGUCGCAACUGAUGCGAACAUAUCCAGCAGGUAUGCGAAUCGAUUCAUCUAAUUUCAAUCCAGUUAUUUUCUGGGCUUUUGGAAUACAAAUGGUUGCUUUGAACUACCAAACAGACGAUUCUGCUCUUCAUCUAAACACUGCCAUGUUUGAGCAGAGUGGAAGCUGUGGCUAUGUACUGAAGCCUCGAGUUAUGUGGGAUAAAACGCAUAUGAUGUACGGAAGAUUUAAUCCGUGGGAGAAAACAUUUGAUGGUUUUCAUGCUAUAAAUCUUACGAUUACAGUUAUAUCAGGUCAGUACGUGUGCCCAUCAACUUUCACUGGGAGUCCAGUGGUAGAAAUCGAAAUCAUUGGCAUUCCAAUUGACUGCAACCGCCAGAAAACUAAACUGGUGCAAAGGAAUUCUUUGAAUCCGAUAUGGAACGAAAUCUUCAAAUUUCGAGUUACGUUUAGUGAGUUAGCUUUCAUUCGUUUCGCUGUUACUGAUAUGGGAUCCAGCCAUGUCACUUCUCAAAGGGUUAUUCCUUUAGCACAUUUAAAACAAGGAUAUAGACAUGUCAGACUCCGAAGUCAACAGAAUCAACCUUUACCGCUGUCUACGCUUUUCAUUCAUUCGGUUUGGGAAGAAGAAGGUUUGGAAGUGGCAGAGGCUAGUGGUGAUUCGGCAUCAGGUGUCAUGAAAGGAGCGGGAAAAGAUUACCCAAAGUCAGAACUUGGAACCAUACCGGUGAAAAGAAGAAUGUUUUUUCUAGUCGUACAUGGGGUCCUACCAGAAGAGCCAAGUACCAUUUUGAAAAUUACCCAGGAAUGCACAACAAGAGAUGUCAUAGCUCAGGCUUUAAGCAAAAGCAAUAAUUUCGAUUCAGUGGAUGACUAUGUAUUAAUAGAAGAAGUUCAACAAGGAUGGGACAAGAAGGCUUCUGAGAAGAAUCUUCAUCGUAGGUUCCUUGAUAUCAAUGAAAGACCUCUGGAAGCUCAAGCCCAAUGGCAAGGAGAUGGCCGAUUUGUUCUAAAAAAAUUAGCUGAUGAUCCCAGUACUCGAGCUUGGAUAACUACUAUUAGGGGCACGAUCAACAAAGAAAAGAGAUCAAAAGAUAUGGGCGGAGGACUGUGUGGCUGGACAGAUGGAGAAGAAGCCUUUCUAGUCUGCAUUUACAAUGUGGCUCCGGAUCAACCAUAUGCGAUACUGAAAGCCCCAAUCACGAGUACUAGUCAAGAUAUAGUGCAACAGGCUCUGCUCAAAGCAAGGCGAAUGGAAGAUCCAAGCAAAUUUGGUUUGGUUGAAGAACUGGAGUAUCCUCCCCUUGCUGAAUCGGCAUCAUCUAGCAAAAAGCGAUUGCAGAGACAGAGAAGAUUUCUGCAAGACCAUGAAAAUGUCUUCCUUGCCCAACAAAGAUGGAAGGGCAGGGGUUGGUUUGAAAUGAGAGAGAGAGAUCAGGGGAAAUCUGAUAAAAAAAUUAAAAAGUACUCUGGCUUAAGGAGAUUUGGAUAUUCUGCUAAAGGUGAGAUGCUAAUAUUUUCAUUUUCGCUUUUUAUAUUCAUUUUCUGAACAAGUAAACAGAAA
Molecule: messenger RNA, 7815 nt
Organism: Stegodyphus dumicola
Lineage: Eukaryota; Metazoa; Arthropoda; Arachnida; Araneae; Eresidae
Product: 1-phosphatidylinositol 4,5-bisphosphate phosphodiesterase epsilon-1-like
Biological process (GO): release of sequestered calcium ion into cytosol; phosphatidylinositol metabolic process; phosphatidylinositol-mediated signaling
Molecular function (GO): phosphatidylinositol-4,5-bisphosphate phospholipase C activity; guanyl-nucleotide exchange factor activity; protein binding
Source: RefSeq, a predicted model, not a curated record